AUGGCGCCACUUUGCAACUACCGGUAUUGUGUUUACAUCAACACAAAUUCAAACGGUCGGGAGCCUCCACAGCUGAAGAAAACGCCUUUCAAGGUAUCCACGCACCCAGUGAGGCACAGGGGAGAGCAAAGGACACAAUGUGAAUAUUGUUUCCGCCCCGGACACACAGCUGAGGUGUGUUAUAGACGCACUGCUGACGAACGUCAAGAACAAAGGCAAGAGAGGAUGCUGAUCAAGGUUCUGACGGAGGGAUUGGCGCAGCAACAAAUGCACCACCCCGAGCAGCCCUUUCAGGCCACCCCCCAGCCUCCCUGGCAACAUCAACCAGGACAUUACCCCAGCUGGAACGACUCCAGCUCCAUAGGACUCCGCACCAACGUCGGUGACCUGAGCCACAAUUUCGUGCUGCGACAAAGUGCCGACGUUGUGGCGGUGACGGAAACAUGGUUGAGUGAUAAGGUGGAACCGACGUUUGGCAGGAUCUCGGGCUACUCCCCGUGGGUGAGGAAAGACCGAGAAUUUAGAGCAGGCGGAGGUGUCGCUGCUUGCUUUAAAGACGGCCUCCAAACACAGGAGCUCGAAAUUGCUGUACCUCGCCAGACAGAGGCACUAUUCUUCAGGAUGGUACUUGCAGACAAGAGUGGGCUUCUCUUCUGUGUUAUGUACCGCCCCCCGAGACAAGGACGAGCCCCGUUGGACUUCCUGACGGAGGAACUUGACACCCUACUCCAACGACACAAGUGUUCUCAUGUAAUGUUAGUGGGGGACCUGAACCCACACAUGGAGCAGGAUGCGUACAACCAUCUCUUGGUGGUACAGGGCCUGGUUAACCACGUAACCUUCCCUACACAUGAGCGGGGAGGGAUGUUGGAUCCUGUAGUAACUGACCUCCCUGAAGCCAGCAUCCGCUGCCAGCAGUUAGGGCCUGUGGGUAGCUCAGACCACUUUGCCGUGCUGUCACAGGUAGAGCUGCAGACGGCGAGAGAAGAUGCCACCCCGCGCACCAUCUGGCUCUGGGACAAGGCAGACUGGCCAUCCAUGAAGCAGGACAUAGAGAACACGGAUUGGGAGGCCCUUCUGGUGGGAGAUGCUGAUGCCAGGGCACGUGCUCUCACCACCAGGCUCCUUGCCCUCCAACAAGUGCAUGUACCCAGCCGUUUGUACCUCUCCAAGCCUGGUGACCCAGCCUGGUUUGGUUUUCGCUGCAGAGCAUCUGCCGAGGACAAACAUGCUGCCUGGGUGAGGUACAAACGCCACCCAACACCCAGAAACAAGACACUGCACUGGGAAGCAUGCAAGAGGAUGUUAUCCACCUGCAGAUGGGCGAAAAAUCAGCUGAGGGAGGACAGAAAGCGAAAGCUCAGUGGUUCAGGUGUUGGAAACAAGACCUGGUGGAGACUAGUGAGAGAACAACAAGGAGCUUGUCAACGCGAGGCUCUCCUUCCACUCACCAGACCAGACGGAUCCACCGCCACGAGCACCACAGACAAGGCCACGCUCCUUGCUGAGUAUUUUGCCAACAAAAUGAUGGUGGACGACCCAGCACGACCUGUACCUCAACUGGCCCAGGAGACAGACAAUACUGUCACCACCGUCCUGGUGACGGAAGAGCAGGUAGAGCGGCUGCUUGGUGCGCUGGAUGAAAGCAAAGCCACGGGUCCGGAUGACGUCAGUCCGCGGCUCCUCAAGCACUGCGCCAGAGAGCUGACAGCUCCUCUCACCACAGUCUUCACGACUUGCCUGAAAGAAAACAAGUGGCCCUCAGUAUGGAAGGAGGCGCGAGUGGUCCCGGUCAACAAAAAAACACGAAGUCAGAGCCCACCAACUACCGACCCUUCUCGCUGCUCUCAGUGGUGGGCAAGGUGA
Molecule: messenger RNA, 1866 nt
Organism: Portunus trituberculatus (swimming crab)
Lineage: Eukaryota; Metazoa; Arthropoda; Malacostraca; Decapoda; Portunidae
Exons: 4
Coding region: 1-1866 (621 amino acids)
Molecular function (GO): catalytic activity
Source: RefSeq, a predicted model, not a curated record